GUUAUCAAUUGUAAAAUUUUUUGAUUUUUCUAAGUAAACAUACUUGUAUGUUUCAAUUAGCGUUCGCCGUUCAGUAUCGUUUUAGCUGCAGUAAUUUUUGCAUUAUAUUUUGCUGAUCGUAAAGUACAACAUUAUUUUAUAGCGUGUAUUAUUUCGUGUAUUAUUUCGAAAAAUAUGAGUUCUUCUUCUUUACUAAAUUGGAUAAAUAAACGUUCAAAGUCUAAUGAUGAAUGUGAUCUUACUGCAAAUAAAAGACCGUGCGUUGAAAGUGAAUAUACAUCACGUAUUAAAGAAUCAAAUGAAAAUAUGGAACUCCACGAAACUAGUGACUUGCCCGAUUUUGGAAUAAAGGAUGAAUACAAUAUGAAAAUAAAUAAGUCAAAAACUAAAAUCCUCGUCUGUGGUCGUAAUCAAACAGCAAAUUGGGAUAUAAAUUUAGAUGGUGACACACUAGAAGUAUUCAAUGAAUAUAAUUAUUUGGGGAGCAUUGAUACAGAUGACGGAAAAUUCGCUCAAGAAAUAAGAUGCCGAUUACAACAGGCUUGUUGUGCAUUCCAGAAAAAAAAAAACCCAGCACAGGGGGGUCGCGGCACAGUUGUGACGUGGUAUAGUUGGAUCAAGUAUAAUGAUAUCUGACAGUGAUUAAAAUCACUAUCAAAAAUAAACGCUUCGAUGCAAAUCUUUAGAUAGUGUUUAAUUUUAAAGAAAUUGGUGUAUUAUUUCAAA
This is a messenger RNA of Daktulosphaira vitifoliae (grape phylloxera), 726 nucleotides long. RefSeq lists its product as uncharacterized. The transcript has 2 exons. NCBI's taxonomy places the organism in Eukaryota, Metazoa, Arthropoda, Insecta, Hemiptera, Phylloxeridae. The record is from RefSeq and is a predicted model, not a curated record. The coding region runs from base 175 to 636 and encodes 153 amino acids.